Messenger RNA from Oryzias melastigma (Indian medaka), 2073 nucleotides. It is a transcript of the gene aurka, whose product is annotated as aurora kinase A. Gene Ontology annotation, cellular component: chromosome passenger complex; spindle pole centrosome; spindle microtubule. Gene Ontology annotation, molecular function: ATP binding; protein kinase activity. Gene Ontology annotation, biological process: regulation of cytokinesis; protein phosphorylation; mitotic spindle organization. The record is from RefSeq and is a predicted model, not a curated record. NCBI's taxonomy places the organism in Eukaryota, Metazoa, Chordata, Actinopteri, Beloniformes, Adrianichthyidae. Bases 328 to 1611 code for a protein of 427 amino acids. The transcript is spliced from 9 exons.
ACAGGGACGUUUGAAAUCACUAAUCAGCGUUUCAGGGAAGAAAUCGUGUGGUGCUGCACAUCUCUGUAAUUUCAACUUUUAUGUAUUUUGAACUAGUUUUGCCGCAUAGAUUCUACUAUUCUAAGGCCAGACAAGACGUUGUCUGGUCGUAACGUUUUAGUGGAUUUCGAGUUUGUAAUUUGCAUUCAUUCUUCGUUAGCUAGCCGUCGUAGCAGCUAGCCGACUUUGGGAUUUAUUUUUCUUUUUGUAUGUUUUGGACCAAUUAAUUCUGGAUAUAUCAACAAACUGUGGUUGCUGUAUAUCAUUGUGCAGUAAUACAUAUUGGAAAUGGAUCCUUCUCCCUCACUUAAGGUGACAAAGGGUGUGAAACUACAAAAGCCUGAAAUGAAGUCCCACAGUGAUGGACCUCGACGAAUUCCUGUGUCUCAACAGCAUCAAAUAGUUCCCAAGGCAGUAGUCACGCCCACCUCGCAUCAGCGAGUUCUCGGGGUGUCGAAUGGACCUCAGCGUAUCCAGCGACCUGUUAGCCACCAGAAACCUGUAUCUCAUGUCGCUUUCACCAACAAGUCCUCCCACCCUGGCGAUCAGAAUGUGAAUCCAGCUACUCUGAAUGCACAUCCUGCACCACCGGCUAAGCCUGUGUCCCAACAAAACCAACCAAAGACUCAGGUUCUUGGUGCAAAUCCAGAUUUGUCCAAACCACCAUCAGAAUCCAUAAAAGCAGAUAAGCAACAAAGCAAGCCUUCAAGGAAUGAACAAGGCUCUACAUCCAAGAAGCGUUGGAGCCUGGAGGACUUUGACAUCGGCCGUCCUUUAGGAAAGGGGAAGUUCGGCAACGUCUACCUUGCCCGAGAGCGACAGACCAAGUUCAUCUUGGCUCUGAAGGUGCUUUUCAAGAAGCAGCUGGAGAGGGCUGGAGUGGAGCACCAGUUGAGAAGAGAAGUGGAAAUCCAGUCUCAUCUCAGGCACCCUAAUAUUCUGCGUCUCUACGGCUACUUCCACGAUGCGUCCCGUGUUUAUCUCAUUCUUGAGUUUGCGCCCAAAGGAGAGCUGUACAGCGAGCUGCAGCGCUGUGGCAGUUUUCCUGAAGACAGAAGCGCCACAUACAUCAUGGAACUAGCAGAUGCCCUCCACUAUUGCCACACUAAGAAGGUGAUCCACAGAGACAUCAAACCUGAAAACUUGUUAUUGGGCGCCAACGGGGAGCUCAAGAUAGCAGACUUUGGCUGGUCUGUUCACACGCCUUCUUCAAGGAGGUCCACUCUGUGUGGAACCCUCGACUACUUACCUCCAGAGAUGAUUGAGGGGAAAACUCACGAUGAAAAGGUGGACUUGUGGAGCCUGGGGGUCCUUUGCUAUGAAUUUCUGGUUGGAAAACCUCCGUUUGAAGCAAAAACCCACGAUGAAACUUACCGCCGCAUUUCAAGGGUGGAGUACACUUACCCUGCACAUACUACCAUCAGUGAUGGAGCUAAAGACUUGGUUGCCAGGCUGCUGAAGCACAAUCCCAUGCACAGACUGCCCAUCCAGGGAGUCCUGUCCCACCCCUGGCUGCUCCAGAACUCCACCCGAAAGCCCACCACCCUAAACGAUGAAGAGCCAAGUCAGUGAUGCUCCUCCAAUGGGAUUCUGACCACAAAACACCAGAUUGUCAGUGUUUUCUGUACAGGUGUCUGUGCCACAUCUUACUUCACAACAACCACAUUUAUUUUUUUCUUUGUGCAAACAUGUGGAGCACCUGUUUAUUUUUACUUUUUAAUUAUUUUUUUCUUUCUUUCUUUCAAAUGGCAUUCAAUUGCCCUGUAAAUAUUUUUCUGUUUCUGCUAAAUAAUGAAAGUUUUAUGAAACAUGUUGUGUAGAAAAUGGAAAAAUAAAUCUUUACGAGCCAUCGUUGAGUUAACGUCAGUGGGGGGUGUUAUGUUUCAUUUGUAUUGCUCACAUUUCAGGCUGCAGUGAGGAGCAAAGUAAACCUUAACUGAUCAGAUCUGAAACCACUUGAACCAGGAACAAGUUUUUAUUCCAAUUAAUAUGUUUUCUAAUCUAAUAAAAUGUUGCACUGCAAAUGUCUAAAAA